Prunus avium (sweet cherry) is the source of this 1625-nucleotide messenger RNA. NCBI's taxonomy places the organism in Eukaryota, Viridiplantae, Streptophyta, Magnoliopsida, Rosales, Rosaceae. The record is from RefSeq and is a predicted model, not a curated record.
AGUAGUUCUUGCCCAGAACCUUCUACUCUGUCUAAACAGCGCAAACACAAAAACAUGCCUGAAAUGUGAAGACGCACUCUCAGAAAGAAAGAAGAACUGAGAAACAAAGAUGUUCAAGAAGGCAGUGGAAGCAAGGUCACACCAGAGACUGUCAGGGGCUGAUAGGAAGAAGCUUAAGAGAAGCCUCAAAAACAAAUUUCCCAGAGCUUCUGAGUCCGAUAUCGAUUCUUUACUCCCUCCCAAGGUGGAGAUAGCAGUUGCAAAGUUUCAAAAUCGAGUCCAUGUAUAUGGUGUAGAGGGAGGCUUUCCUAUCUUCUUUGAUAUUGAUGGGCGUGGCACAGACAUUUUUCCCACAGGUAUCACGCCAUCGUUUUCAAAUAUUCUUUCCUUAACGUGUAGUUUGGUAACAGAUGAUGGCUCUGCUGAUCAGUCGAUUGGGGAGGAUCAGCAUCCUCUUUCCACCGAGGAUGUAGACACGCUUUUAGAAAAAUGCCUUUUGCAAGCAUUGCAUACAACUGUUAAGGAUAAAGACCUUCCCACGCCUGGAAGCACACUUUGGUCAAACCAUGUUUUGCCUUGUAGGCCUUCCGGGAUCACGCUAGACAUCAAGAAAUCAAAGUGGUUACAAGCUAAAUCUUCUAUGGGAUUGAUUACAGUGAAAGAAGAUAAAUAUAAAAAGGAGUCCAUAUUAUUAUCCGUUAACCGCAAGCAUCCAGAUUACUCAUCUUUCAAGCCAGAGAAACGGCAAGUGGAGAAAACUGUUCAAACUGGUGUUCCUGCUGUCAGUGAAAGUCGGUCACUCAAAAUGCUUGAAGUGGUCGAGGUCUAUAAACCAAGUGUACACGUAAAUCCCAUAUUAGCUUCUGUAGGGACUGACACAGGAAAACUUUACAGUGCUUCAGAGGCCACUGAUAUUGUCUUUACAUAUGUUGAAAAAGAAAACUUGGUUAAGCAGACAGAUAAAUCCAUUGUGGUUUUGGAUCCAAUAUUAUGUGAUGCACUGUUCAAAGGAGCCAUAAAAAAAGGUACAAUGUACCCAACGGAAAUUCAUAAGAGGGAUUUAGGAGCAGCAUUUGUAAACCGGAUGCAAGCCCAUCACGUUGUGACGAGGGGAAGUGAGUCGGUUGUUCGUAAAGGUGGUUUGAAAACAAUACAAAUAAUGACAGAAAGGCGGCAAGGUAAUAAGAAAGUAACCAAAUUGUCAGGACUGGAAACUUUUUUGGUAGACCCUGAAGCUUUGGCAUCAGAGCUACAGAAGAAGUUUGCUUGCAGCACAACAGUGGCUGAACUACCAGGUAAGAAAGGGCAUGAAGUUGUGGUUCAAGGUGGUGUGAUUGAUGAUCUGGCAAAGCAUAUGAUUGAACAAUAUGGGAUCCCAAAGAGAUUCAUUGAGGUUCUUGAUAAAACCAGGAGAUGAGUGGUUGAGAAAGGUCAUAUUGUGAAAAGAAGGUGAUUUCAGAUUGGAAGUGGUGGCGUUGUUGAUUGUUGUGGAGGAAGCGAAGUGCACAACAGUAGUGCUUUGAUACAACGAACCCAUAGAAUGAGAACCAGAGGGCUUAAUUUAUUUAUUGAACUUGGAUUUGGAAAGUGCGGAGCUGAAUUUUCAAUGCAAUAUCUGAGUUUUU